Messenger RNA from Pyrenophora tritici-repentis Pt-1C-BFP, 768 nucleotides. RefSeq names its product BTB domain containing protein. Gene Ontology annotation, molecular function: protein binding. Lineage: Eukaryota; Fungi; Ascomycota; Dothideomycetes; Pleosporales; Pleosporaceae. The record is from RefSeq and is a predicted model, not a curated record.
AUGAAAGGAUUUGACGAUAUCGGCAAAGCACCGCUCAGACCAAGUGCUGCUGUCGCUGUCGAUCUGGGCGUCGUCGAGGUCAAAUUCAAGAAGAAGGCAUACACCCUCCACAAAAAGCUUCUUACAGAGUACCCUGGAUACUUCCGCCGUGAGCUUUCCGAGAACGAGGGAUCUCUGACUCUUCACCAUUUCGACAGGAAAUCGUUCGAGAUAUUCAUUGACUGGAUCUACGAGAAAACACUACCCUCUUGCAUUAUCGAUGACAGCGUGACAUCAAUCUGCUAUCGCGCAUACGUCUUAGCGCAACAAAUCUCGGCAAUAUCAUUCAAGACUGCAUUGAUGGGCGCCAUCUUCGACAAAGAUUGGCGAUCUAUUCCACACAACCCGGAAGUGAAGUAUCUCUUUUUCUGCCUACCAGCCGAGGAUCCGAUGCUUCAGUUCCUCGUGGAUACGUUUUGUAUCAACAACGGUAUAGCGAACAUGAGUGUCGAAGACUUUCUCGAUAUUGAAGCUCUGCCGAAAGCAUAUCUUGGCCGCAUACUUCGCAGGUUGCAUCAGCUUACCGACACGCCAGAGAAAGAUAAGGUGUUUAGACGGGGAGGUUAUAUCAUGAUGCUUUGCUUCAACCGCAUGGGUAUUGCGAAGUCUCCGAUCGCACCUUUUCUCGAUGAAGCCAAAGACUUGAAAGCGGUGGAAGUCACACCAAGCGUCAAGAAAGAAGCUGGAACGAAUGCGAUGAAGAGCAUGAUGAUAAGGAAGAAGCAUUAA